Lecanosticta acicola is the source of this 1869-nucleotide messenger RNA. NCBI's taxonomy places the organism in Eukaryota, Fungi, Ascomycota, Dothideomycetes, Mycosphaerellales, Mycosphaerellaceae. The record is from the annotation of a GenBank genome assembly.
AUGAAGCUCUCGUCCCUCCUGGGCCUCCCGGCGACACUUCUCACUGCCGUUUACGCCGCAGCGGCCGUGGACGAUACCACUGGAAAGUCUUACUCAGAACACCUCCAUUUGAAGCCCCUGCCGAACGGGAACCUGUACGCUGGAUUCAAUUUCACAGCAUCGACACCGAUAUCCGCCUACGACCAACAGCAUUUUCGAUUCUUCCCGCGAUCUCUGGGACAAAUACUACAAUACACGCAUACAUCAGAGCUACAUCUACGAUUCGCGCUGGGAAGAUGGGAUGAAGAGAACUGGGGUAGCAGACCGCGGAAUGGGAGACGGGAAGGAGGCACUGGAGUGGAGUUGUGGGCAUGGCUAGAAGGAGAGAGUCACGAGAUAGCCGAGCAAAGAUGGAGAGAGCUGGUCAACAGUCUGUCCGGGCUCUUUUGUGCCAGCCUGAACUUCAUCGAUUCGACCAAGACUAUUCAGCCCCUUCUCUCAUUCGAUCCAGAAGGGACAUUAAAGGAUAUGAAAAGAGAGGAUUUGCAUUUGAUGCAUGGCAUGCUACCUCAUGAGGUGGUAUGCACGGAGAACCUAACCCCAUUCUUGAAGCUGUUGCCGUGUAAAGGCAAGGCGGGCGUCAGCAGUCUCUUGGACGGACACAAGGUGUUUGACGCAAAUUGGCAGACGAUGUCCAUCGACGUACGACCUAUCUGUCACGCACAAAAGGACUGUGCGUUAGAGAUCGAACAGACUGUGGACAUGGUUCUUGACCUGGAGAGGAGCAUGCGCCCCAGAGACAAUCCAAUCCCGAGACCGCCGCCCAUUGAGGAGGUCACUUGCGAUGAAACUAGAGGAUACAACUCGGACGAUACAUGCUUUCCCAAACGGCCUGCGGGAGAAAUGGCCUGGUCGCUGACCAAGAUUUUCGGACGUCCGAUUCAAGGCAGCUGCCCAGUGGGCAAACAAAUCAAAGCAACAGAUGUCUUUCUCGAAGUUCCGGAAUCGCGCACGGUCGAGAUUGCCCCUGAUGUCGCGAUCGGAACCGUUGAUCGUUCCGGCAGAUCCUACCGACUCAAAGACGGUCAGGAGUUUGAUGUGAAUCUGCUUCCUCAAGAAGGCUUCCAUCCUGCCGAUGGGAAGGACGAGUCCUUGCUUUCAGCAUCACGACAGAUCACCGGAUAUGGUCAAGAGAGAGGCGGAAUGCACACUAUGAUCAUCAACUCGCAACCCUUUCCGCAGCAGAUCGUCUACCUCGAGAGCUUGCCCUGGUUCCUGCGACCGUACAUGCACACGCUCAAGAUCAAUGGAGCUACCCUGGAGAAGAUGUACUACACACCAGCCAUCGAUCGCCAGAAAGGUACCCAUCUGGAAGUUCUCCUUGAGAUUCCUGCGCACGGCCAAGUCGAAAUAACGUAUGACUUCGAAAAGGCUAUUUUACGUUACACCGAAUACCCCCCUGAUGCCAACCGCGGCUUCGACGUCCCGCCAGCCAUCAUUCGUGUCCUUCCAAAGGAGGGCGAAUCGGAUCGCCAAGGUAGCUACCUACGAACGACCUCGCUGCUCCUACCACUACCAACGCCUGACUUCAGUAUGCCAUACAAUGUCAUCAUUCUCACUUCUACCGUCAUCGCUCUGGGCUUCGGGAGCAUUUUCAAUAUGCUUAUCCGGCGCUUUGUGCUUCUGGAAGAGAUUCCUAAGAGCCCUGUUGCCGAGCGAAUCCAAUUGGCAGCGUUGCGGAUUAAGAAUCGAGUUACGAAGGGGAGCGCCGUUGGUACGAGUACUGGGCUUGAGGCUAAUAGCGAUCCUUUGAAAGAGCGGAAAGCCAAGCAGAUCAGACUGGAAGAUUUAAAUGGUGGGAUUGACGCAGUUCUAGCUGGAGGAAAUUAG